GCCUGGUUCUCGCCGAUCUCGAGGCACCGUCCCGCCACGCUCGCUGCCCAGCUUCCCCGCCAAUUUUCCCGGACAACCGUCAAGAUUAAUUCCUCCACGCUCGCACCUCCGCCGGCGGAGCCCACUCCCACUCCCACUCCCCCUCCCCCUCCCACCAGCUCCGCCGCGAACGCGUCCUCCGCACCCUAUUAUACGUUGCAUCCACCUUCGGUUGCACUGCCCACCGACCACGCCGCACACCUCUUUGUCCGGCGACCACUACUCACCGCACACAUUGAGGGCACGCAAGCCGAGGGCGGCGCGCGCCGCCUGGUGCCUCGCAUGAGGUCAUCCAUCGCAUGCGCGCGCUGUCGCCGUAGCAAGGUCAAGUGCGUCAACAAUGGCGUAUACACGACGUGCCGUGCCUGCGAGGCCUCGGGGAGAGAAUGUACCUAUCCGUCGCCGGCGACUUGGGGUCCUGGAGCUGCGAGGCGGGAGAGCAUGCCUUCUAGCCAUCCUAGUGGGGGGCCGGAUGUAUCGCCACAAGGAGAGACUCCUCGACGGCCGCGGGCGAAGAAGAUCGCGGCUCCCACCUCUACACACUCGAUCCCGACCAAGGAGAGCACUCGGCCUAUGCUAGACGCCUUAGACAGUUCUCUCUUAACGUCGCAGAUAUGGUCAGAGCUGUUCGAAAUAUUCCAGCAGCACUAUUCCACGGACCUACCUUUUCUACAUCCGCCAACGUUCUUGAAACCACUCCGUCAAUCUGCUUUGCAAUCGCCACCAACGGAUGCCCAGGCAAUACCUCCAGCAUCUCCCUUGUUGCUCCUUGCUUUUCUUGCGUUGACGUCUCGAUUUCACCCAACACUAGUCGCACAUCAUUCUCCUGCAACUUCGUCGCGACCCAGUAAUCCUCUGGUAGCCGCUGAGUACUAUUCUGUCGCCGCCAAGUCUCGACUAGCAGGAGCCUACGGCGACUCUAUUGGAGUGCCUACCCUCGAAAGUACACAAGCCCUACUAAUGCUCGGACUUCACGAUUGGGGAAUGUGCCAGGGUGUAAAAGCCUGGAUUUCCGUCGGUGUCGCAGUCAGGUCCGCUCAAGCUCUUGGCUUUCAAUUUGAACAGGAUCUGGACGACAUGCCCUUGGCUCGGUCCCUCGCCUUGAGCACCGAAGCUCAGCACCUUGGGAUUAGCACCGAUCGUAACCAUCCCCGAUCGGGUCUUAGUAAGGGAGACGCUUUUAUCGAGCAAGAAAUCCGGCGGAGGACAUUCUGGAGCUGCUUCAUCAUGGACAGAUAUCUUAGUAGUGGGAAAUAUCGACCUUCAAUGCUUAACGUUCAGGAGCUGCGAAUACAACUUCCCAGUAGCGAGAGGGCCUUUCUUUUUGGAGAGAAGGUUAGAACUCCAAUGCUGGGAGAAGAGGUCAAUGGUAACGCCGGUCGGGCUGAGGUGCAAAACGAACGCCAUGCCUCAGUCAUGUUGGGGACAUGGAGCGGCGACCGAGAGCGGAGCCACGAGAACGGAGACAACUUUAGAGGAGCUCAUGCUAAUCAUUCGACGGACCGAGAGCGGGAAGUCGAAGACGACGGCCGGUGGGAGGUUGGCCUUAACGAGGGCGUAUUGAGCCGAUUCAUUAAGGCUCUAGACCUCUACAGCAGCAUUGUCAAAUGGUCCUGCGCAGGUGGCCGGAGGCGUGAAAAAUACCCACCUUGGGAUCAAAGAUCAACCUUUUAUACUCUUCGACGGCAGCUUGCUGAAUUCAAGGAAACUCUACCCCGCGAUCUUACACUCACAGCAGCCAACAUAUCUGCGCAUAUUACGUCCAGGACAUCGACACCUUAUACUCUCAUGCAUACUGUACAUUUGUUGUGCAGCAUUGUGCUUCACAGAGAAUAUGUCCCGUUCAUUCCUAUUCGCUGCUCAAAACCGCAAGGUCCCCUGGACCCUCCCAUCUUCUCUCCUGAGGAGUAUCAGAUACCGCCCGGGUUCUGGGACGACGGUGCUCGGGAAUGUUUCAGAUCUGCGCGAGACUUGAUUGACUUGUUGCGCACGUGUCAAGAGUGGCAAGUGCUGGUGGAGACUCCAAUCGUCGGAUUUGCGGCAUACACAGUUGCCUUUUGCGGUGUAUAUUGCAUCAACUUCCCAUGGAUGGACCCCAACGGAUAUAUGUGCAAGGCCCGAAAUCAAUCCAAUGGCUCUUACUCGUCUUCAGACCGAAGUGGUGCCGAAGCUGCCCGUAAGGCUCUUGAAAUCGUUGGUCACAUGCGGAAACGUCUACAAAUGGCCGACGGCUGGUUCAAGACAAUCCGACGGGUGCACUUGUACUUUUCACGCAUGAAGAAGGACUUCGAACGAAACACUCGAGCUCUAGAAGCGUCCUCAGAGAGCGGCAACUCGCCCGAAUCCUACCGGCAUUUGAGCCUUCGAGAAGGCGGAUCCGGUGGCGGCUUAGAAGAGUAUAAGCUACUUGAGAAAAUUCUCAAAGAAUUUGGCAGCUUAGAAGACGAAGAUCUCGACAUGGCUGACGUGGAUGGCGACUUGUCUUUGCGACUGGGGCAAGGACUUGACGACAUUAGUGAUGCUGGCAGUUCAGCUAUGAAGAGUGAUGUGGCCAUGGAUAUGGCAGAUGGUACACCGGACAGCGUAUCGGUCCGUGGAGUGUGGAAUCCAGUCAACACAGUUGGCCACCAGCGAUCUGAAAGCGGAAACGGAACGCCAGCCAACUCGAACGCCGCAAUGCCAGGUCACCAUUACAACCACCUUCAAACCGGGUUGCCAAGUCCACGUAACCGGCAUUUCUCUCCGUCGCGCCCGUCUGAACAAGCGGGCUAUUCAACAGCACCUCCCUACGGAUCCAAUGCAAACAACCAUGCACGAAACCACCUCGGACAUCCUAGCGAACAGGCCCGUCAGGCAUCACUAUCUCUUCAGCAGCAGCUUCAAUCGCAGCAGCAGCAACAGACACUGUGGUCGCCAGCAACCAAGGAAACAUGGCUGAACAACCUCGAAACGCGAUUUGGCGGUGACGACGUAGCAGCCUUUGUAGCCGGCAAUAAUUGGAAGGACUGGGCUGGGAUGGCGGCCAAGAAGCAGGGUGGGUGGCUGAGCACGGUUUGGGCUGGAGCUGCACACUGAGCAGCUCUCCGUCCCUAUUACCCUGUAAUAUUAUGCUAAUUUCGGGAGCGAGACGUUAAUGUGCUUGAUGCCUGGGAGCAGUCUUUGGGCUGGCUCGA
Mytilinidion resinicola is the source of this 3212-nucleotide messenger RNA. RefSeq lists its product as uncharacterized. Lineage: Eukaryota; Fungi; Ascomycota; Dothideomycetes; Mytilinidiales; Mytilinidiaceae. The transcript has 5 exons. Gene Ontology annotation, cellular component: nucleus. The record is from RefSeq and is a predicted model, not a curated record. Gene Ontology annotation, biological process: DNA-templated transcription; regulation of DNA-templated transcription. Bases 322 to 3114 code for a protein of 930 amino acids. Gene Ontology annotation, molecular function: DNA binding; zinc ion binding; DNA-binding transcription factor activity, RNA polymerase II-specific.